AUGCAACAAAGUAAUAGUAAUGCACCAUUGUGUCAUUGUAGGCAUUCUAGCAGUGAAGACUCAAACUCCACCGUCAUUAUCGAAAGUCAAGCUAAUCAUUCAUCCCGUGAUACAGAUUUGGAACAAGAAAGACGAGCACUUCGUGAAAUAUAUGGUGAUUUGUUACAAUACCAUAUUGAAGAGCAGGAAAAUACUUCCAAUAAAUCAGACAGACAACAAUCCAAGGAUAAAACAGUCCUACCAAAAGUUGUCUAUAAUUAUAAAUUCUGGGUUUUACCAUGUAAAUACAUUAUGAUUGGAUUUGAUAGAUUGGCACUCAUGGCCCUGCUUGACAGAAACCGUUCUUAUGCUGAGAAUGUUGUCGCUAUACUGCUGGCUACUAUGGUGGCAACAUUGGGUUAUUAUCUACUUAUAAAAGAGUACUUUAAAGAUUUUUGGAUUUUUCUCUUCUGUUUUGUCAUCGGGAGUUGUCAAUAUUCAUUGUUUAAGAGUGUUCAACCUGAUGCUGCUUCUCCUAUGCAUGGUCACAACCGUAUCACAGCAUUCAGUAGACCACUGUACUUCUGUAUAUGUUGUAGUUUAGUGUUAUUAUUGGAUUACUGUGCUAGUGAACCACAUUUAUAUCAGACCAGAUUUACUCUCUAUGGUGUACCAUUUACAAGCCAAGAAAUUCUUCUCUUAUUUAGAAAUGUUAUACUUGUUUUAAUAUUGUGUUUCCCAAUUAUAUUUUUGAUUGGGUUACUACCACAGUGCAAUACUUUUACAACAUAUUUUCUUGAACAAUUUGAUAUUCAUUUAUUUGGUGGCAAUGCUACUUCAUCCUUAUCUGGUGCUUUGUACAGUUUUUGUCGCAGUAUUUUGGUUGUAUCCAUGCUGUUUGGUUUGGCCUAUGUAGCUCUGCAAGAUUCUGAGUUGUCUUCGCAGCAUGUAUUGUUUUCAGUGUUUUGUGGUUUAUUGGUUUCCCUCAGUUACCAUCUCAGUAGAAGUACAUCAGAUUUUACAGUGUUAUGGUCCAUUGUAAAACAGCAUGUGUGGCCAUCAAAAGAAACACAGCCAGCCACAGAUGGAACCGAUAUAGUUGAUCCAUUACCAGAAAAAUUAGAAAAGUGUGUUUCAGAAAGAUUGCAGUCUGAUAUAAUUGUAUGUGCCUUGAUUGCUAUCUUAGCAUUUGCUGUUCAUGUCAGUACAGUAUUUACUGUCUUACAGCCAACAUUGAGUUAUAUAUUAUACAUACUUGCUGGUGUUGUAGGAGUCGUCUUUCAUUAUUUUAUACCACAAAUGCGUAAACAACUUCCGUGGCUCUGUGUGGCACAUCCAGUCAUGAAAAAUGAUGAAUACACUCCGUUUGAAGUUUCAGAUGCUGCCAAAGUAAUGUGGUUUGAAAAAGUCCAUGUAUGGAUUUGUUUUAUUGAACGUAAUAUAAUUCAUCCACUUGUCUUCAUGAGUGCCUUAACCACAAGUUCUCCAGAAAUUUCAAUUAAAUUUGGAUCAUUUGCUGGUGCUAUUAUCGUUACUAUAUGCGGAAUGAAGGCUCUGCGCAUGUCCUUUUCAGAUCCUGCCAGAGUUUAUUGGAUUCUUAUUUUCACAGUUUUAUUCUUCACGUUUGACUUUAGAAUGAGCUCUGAGAGUUUCCUUAUUGACUAUUUCUUUAUGUCUGUACUUCUUAUAAAGUUUUAUGAGUACGUUCUGAAAAUGCAGUUUGUCAUUACUUACAUAGCACCAUGGCAGAUCACAUGGGGAUCAGCAUUCCAUGCAUUUGCCCAACCAUUUAGUGUACCACAUUCUGCAAUGUUAUUCAUUCAGGCCGCAAUAUCAGCGUUAUUUUCCACUCCACUAAAUCCAUUUCUUGGCAGUGCAAUAUUUUUCACGUCUUAUGUAAGACCAAUCAAAUUUUGGGAAAGAGAUUAUAAUACAAAAAGAGUGGACCAUUCCAAUACUAGAUUAGCAUCUCAACUUGAUCGGAUGCCUGGCUCAGAUGACAAUAACUUGAAUUCUAUAUUUUAUGAACAUUUAACAAGAUCUUUACAACAUAGUUUAUAUGGUGAUUUACAGUUAGGUAGAUGGGGUACCGUAUCACAGGGUGAUUGUUAUAUACUGGCAUCUGAUUACCUCAAUGCUCUCGUACAUAUCAUAGAACUUGCCAACGGUCUUGUCACCUUUCAGUUAAGAGGAUUAGAAUUUAGAGGAACAUAUUGCCAGCAAAGAGAAGUAGAAGCCAUAACUGAAGGUAUAGAAGAAGAUGAUGGUUGUUGUUGUUGUGAACCAGGUCAUUUGCCUCACAUGUUGUCAUUCAAUGCUGCAUUUAAUCAACGUUGGUUGGCAUGGCAAGUGACGUCAUCUAAGUAUGUAUUAGAAGGUUACAGUAUCAGUGAUAACAGUGCUGCUUCAAUGUUACAAGUAUUUGAUCUCAGGAAAAUAUUGGUUACUUAUUAUGUCAAGAGUAUUAUUUACUAUGUGGUUCGUUCACCAAAACUGAAUGAUUGGCUGUCAACAGACGGCAAUAUACAAGAAUCUUUAAAAGCGUGUGUGGAUAAAAACUAUGCGGAUUGUGAUCCAACAUUUACACCAAAUAUAGAUGAAGACUUUGAUCAUCGUAGUUCAGGAAUAUCACGUAAUGCAUUCUGUAAUACAUAUGGAGAGUGGAUUCAGUAUUGUGCAAAUAGAAGACAACAGGACAUUGAAGCCGAGAGAGACUCUGCAUUAGUGACCCUGUGUUUUGCAUUGUGCAUUCUUGGUAGAAGAGCUUUAGGAACUGCCUCACAUCAUUUAUCAGCCAGACAUGUAUUGGAUGAUGGCACUGAUGAGUACAAGAUUAUCAUGCUGAAUAAAAGAUACUUGAGUUUUAGAUUAAUCAAGGUAAACAGAGAAUGUGUGCGAGGUUUGUGGGCAGGACAACAACAGGAACUGGUUUUCCUCAGGAAUCGUAAUCCAGAACGUGGUAGCAUACAAAAUGCAAAACAGGCACUGCGGAACAUGAUCAAUUCAUCAUGCGAUCAGCCAAUUGGUUAUCCAAUAUAUGUAUCACCGCUAACAACAUCCUACUCAGAAACCAAUCAACAGUUAUGUGGUGUUUCCGGUGGCUCUAUCAGCUUCAAAGGAAUACAAGACUGUAUUAUCCGACACUGGUCAAGGUUACUAGAACGUUGUGGUGCCGGUUGCAGUAGUGGUGGUAUUUCACAAGACACUGGUGGGGAUACUAUACCACAGAACGUUUCUUCCACUGUCGCUAUUACAGACCUCCAUCAUGGAUUCCCAUCACAUUCUUCUAGCAUUAAAACAUCAGACGAUACAAUUCGUAUUCCAACUCAAGAAAUUCAAAUGCAACAACUUGGUCAGUUAACUGGUAGCAUGAGCUCAGCAACAGGUUCCAUGUUAUUGACUGGCAAUAAACGUAACAGUGCAGCAUUGUUGUAUAUAGCUGGACUUUAUCCAAGUCAAACCAGUGAACCCAUUCUCCAAAGAGUCAAGAUUAUUGACCCAAGUCAAGUUUAUGAUACUUUGAAUUCUCAGAAAUAUGUGCAAUGGCCAAAUGAACAUAUGAAAAAACAUGGUGGCAAAAACCACUGGAAAGAUUGGACAGUGACGGAAGGUAUGGAAGGAACUGUUGUACAUCGUUGGAUACCCUGCCAUUUUGAUUCAGCAAAGAGGUCACACAUUGAUAAAACGAUAUUAUUGGUGCAUAUCGAAGAUAAAUACGUUCCUAUAUCAGAAAAUGCCGUUGUGGAUCUUGGUGCUGAAGUGUAG
Molecule: messenger RNA, 3744 nt
Organism: Saccoglossus kowalevskii
Lineage: Eukaryota; Metazoa; Hemichordata; Enteropneusta; Harrimaniidae
Product: pecanex-like protein 1
Cellular component (GO): membrane
Source: RefSeq, a predicted model, not a curated record